Messenger RNA from Daphnia magna, 1981 nucleotides. RefSeq names its product DNA-directed RNA polymerase II subunit RPB1. NCBI's taxonomy places the organism in Eukaryota, Metazoa, Arthropoda, Branchiopoda, Diplostraca, Daphniidae. The transcript is spliced from 3 exons. Bases 143 to 1489 code for a protein of 448 amino acids. The record is from RefSeq and is a predicted model, not a curated record.
GCACGGGUAUAUAAGGACGGGUGUCUGCGUUCCAGAAGACACAGAAACACACGUCGUCAGCAGCAAAUACAGCGGCACAAGAAGAAGAAGCUUCUCUUGAAACACCUGCUAUUCUCGUUUCGAUUUUGAAAAAAGAAAAAACAUGUCAAUCAAUCGAUCGGCGCUGUUCACCUUAUGUCUGCUGGUAGUGACCGCUUGUCUGGCCGAGCCCAUCCGUGAGAAACGAUCACCGGAUGGACAUGGACAUCAUGACCACGGUCACGAUCACGGACACGAUCACGGACACGGCGGUGGCGCUCCCAUUCACACACCCGAUGUAGGUGCAUCGGCUUACGGUGGUCCAGUGGCCGUCCCGUCUUACGACGCCCAACCGGCCCAGCAACAUCACGACCAUCAGCAUCACGACGCUCAAGCGGCCGCUCCGUCUUACGACGCUCAACCGGCUGCUCCUUCUUACGACGCUCCUCAACAGCCGUCCUACGACGCUCCUCAGUCUUACGAAGCUCAAGCGGCGCCAUCUUACAGCCCCCCGGCUCCUGAAUAUUCCCCACCAGCCCCUCAGGCUUACGAAGCUCAAGCAGCGCCAUCUUACAGCCCUCCGGCUCCUGAGUACAGCCCACCAGCUCCGUCUUACUCCGCACCAGCACCUCAGGCGUACGACGCUCCGGCUGCUCCUUCCUACUCCGCACCAGCUCCUCAGGCGUACGAAGCUCCUGCUUACUCUCCUCCGGCUCCAGCUUAUAGCCCUCCGGCUCCAGCUUAUAGCCCUCCGGCUCCUGCUUAUAGCCCUCCGGCUCCAGCUUAUAGCCCUCCGGCUCCUGCUUACUCUCCUCCGGCUCCUGCUUACUCUCCUCCGGCUCCUGCUUACUCUCCUCCGGCUCCUGCCUAUUCGCCACCGGCUCCUUCCUACACCCAAGCCGCCCCCGUUUACACACCACCCGUUCAGUCGUACUCCCCACCGGUUCAAUCGUAUUCCCCACCUGUGCAAUCUUACUCGCCUCCGGCACAGUCUUACGGAGCUCCUCAACAGUCUUACGGAGCACCGAGACCCAGUUACGGAGCCCCUAAGGCACCCAAGAAGCCAAAGGGCAGCUACGGACCGCCUCAGCAAUCUUACGGAGCCCCGCAAGCCACUUACGGAGCACCUAUUCAAUCUUACGCUCCUCCUCAACCGUCUUACGCUCCUCCUCAACCCUCGUACGCUCCUCCUCAACCUUCUUAUUCACCACCGCAACCAUCGUACGCUCCACCGCAGCCGUCUUACGCCGCCCCUCAGCCUUCCUACGGAGCUCCUAAACCCUCUUACGGUGCGCCGAGGCCCAGUUACGGAGCACCCAAGGCUCCUAAGAAGCCCAAGUCGAGCUACGGACCUCCUCAGCAAUCUUACGGGGCUCCUCAGCCGGCUUAUCACGCUCCCGCUCCUGCUUACGCUCCUCCUCAGCCCAUCUACAGCCCGCAGCCCGUUCAGCAGCAAGGUUACGGCCGUUAAACAUGCACGAGCGUGAGUUCGCUGGUUGAUUCACGCUAAUGCAGCAGCUGACGAUGAUUACUCACCUUUACACACACAGCACUUCUCCGACUUUGUUUUGUUUUCAAAUUUCUUUUAGUUUUCUCACGCUGCAGUCAUUCUUCUUUAACUAUCGCCAGUAUAUCUUAUAUUUACCACCAAUACCAAAAAAAAAAACAAGGAUUUAUAAUAAUUUUGAAUUUUUUUUAAAACAUCAACUUUUCAUCAAGUUUAAUUAUACCCGGUCACCUUCCUUUUGUUUCCCCCCUCACCUUUGUUUGAAUUCCUUCAUUCUUUUGCAGAUGAUUCAUUUUUUUUUCUUCUAUAAACGAUUGAAAUUGUUUUAGACAACAUGUCGGAUGUCCCCCGCUCAGAUUGAAAUAUUUUGCCUCUCAACAUCGUCUGUUGUGUAUGACUAUUUUUUGCAAUCAAAAGGAAAUGAAAACAGAAAUACAUCUAAAAGGUAUUCAAGCA